UCUUAAUAUAUAUAAAUCUCCUGUCACGAUGUUUGUCCGCGAUGGACUCCUAAACUACUAAACUGAUUUUAAAUUAAAUUGGCACAACGUGAGCAGUCUGGUCCAACUUAAGAGAUAGGAUAGCUUAGAUCUUUAAUUAUAGUCGCAAUUUUAUUUUAUUGCAAAUUAUUUGUCUAUAAUUAGUUGACAGUCACAAUUAUCUGUUAACUCCAAAAGAUUAUAACAGAUGUCGAUACUUUUCGACUGGAUUGAGUAAGUAAUCAAUAGAUGGCACUGCUAUGUUAAACCGACAAACGUGUCAUAUAAGCUACAAUUCAAUAUCAUGAUUACCACGUGUUAUUGAGGCUAAAGUAUAAAUUAAAUUUAUUUUGUAGUAAACGAAAUACCGUGAAAUUCAAUUAUUUCUACUUUUUUAAUUUUUGGUGUUAGCAUAGCCAACCACGUGUUACUUAGACCGAAGUGUAAAUCAAAUUCAAAUUAUAGUGACGAUAAUACAGUGAAAUUAUUCCUGCUUUUUACUUAUUUGUGCUUCAUUAUUCAAAAUUCUAUAAUUAUAAAAUAUAUACAUUCAAAUGCCACCGAAAAAAUCUAACCUCAACAACGCAAGCACCAGAGAGGCAUGACGCAAACGUGUUAAAAGAGCUCAUCAGUUGGCAGAACAAAUCGAAACAGGAAAUACAGCUCAAAGAAUCAAGACAGCAGAAGGUCGUGCACAAGAACAGCCUGAUGCACGUCUGCAACAGAAUAUUACGGGAACAAGAGCGGCACAAGAACAAAACAUAGCUACAGUACGAGUACAGGAAGGACAAUUUCAAUAUAUACAUAAGAUCAAAAUCAACUACUUCAAUUAAUCAAAAGAGUUUCGCUACGAUUGCAAAAUGACAACUAUCAAAUCGUCAUAAAAGCCGAUAAAGUACCAUUAGGUGAACAUGCUGGUAGAUUCAACGCUCCAACUGUUGAUGAGGUUGCUGUUAUCAUGGUUGGUGAUCCAGUUGACAAAAGAUCUAGAAAAUUACACAGCGAGACAACACUAUCAGUACGAUUUCGGAUCUACACCGUUCAUAUGAUGCACUACAAUAUCCAUUGAUAUUUUGGCAAGGAUAGGAUGAAUAUCACCUUAACAUCAAACAGUGUGAUCCUAAUACCGGUGAUUAUGGAAAUAAAAAAGUGAGCUCAAUGAACUACUACGCACACCGAAUAAUGAUUAGACUAAAUCAGGACAACUAUAUCCUUCGAUAUCGUCAACUAUUCCAUCAAUACAUUGUUGAUAUGUAUGCUAAGGUUGAAAGCGAACGCUUGCGAUUCAUUCGAUUCAACCAGGCUAAAUUACGAUCGGAAGAAUAUAUUCACUCACGAGAUGCUGUUGUUGGAAACAUCGACGGAAAUUUAAAUCCUAAUGACAUCGGUAAUGCUUUCAUUUUACCUUCAAGCUACAUCGGCAGUCCACGGAACAUGCAGGAAUACCUACAAGACGCGAUGACUUACGUACGUCAUUACGGCCGACCGGAUUUGUUUAUUACAUUUACAUGUAAUCCGAAUUGGGAAGAGAUACAAACUUUAUUAUUAUCAGGACAACAAGCAAUUCAUCGUCAUGAUAUAACUGCACGCGUGUUUAAAUAAAAAUUGAAAUCCUUAAUUGAUUUUAUUGUUAAAUAUUCAAUUUUCGGUAUCACACGUUGUUGGCUGUAUACAAUUGAGUGGCAAAAGCGAGGUUUGCCUCAUGCCCACAUUUUGAUUUGGCUAGAAGAUAAAAUCUGUCCAGAAGAAAUUGAUCAAAUAAUUUCAGCCAAAAUUCCAGACCCAUUAAUUGAUCCAGAAUUAUUUGAUGUUGUCACUAAACACAAGAUCCAUGGGCCAUGCGGUGCUUUUAACAUCACGUCACCAUGCAUGGAAAAUGGAAAAUGUAAGAAAAAUUUCCCAAAGCCGCAUACGAAUGACACUAUCACGGAUAUUGAUGGUUAUCCUAUAUAUCGCCGCAGAAAUACUGAGAAUGGUGGCCACACAUUUACAAUGUGACUGCCGAAUUAUUCAAAUCAAGCAGAAUUUGAUAAUCAGUGGGUGGUACCAUAUUCACCAUUACUUUCAAAAACUUAUAAAGCUCGUAUCAACGUUGAGCUUUGCAGUUCUGUAAAAUCAAUUAAGUAUAUUUGUAAAUAUUUAAACAAAGGCAGUGAUUUGGCCAUAUUUGAAGUACAAAAUAUAAAUAAAAAUGACGAAAUAGCACGAUACCAAAUGGGUAGAUACAUUAGCAGCAACGAAGCUAUUUGGCAUAUUCUCAGCUUUCCCAUACACGAAAGAGAUCUUUCUGUCCAGCAUCUAGCAAUACAUCUUGAAAACGGUCAACGUGUAUACUUCACUGAAGAAGAUCUUCUCCAAAGAGCGUUCGAGGCCCCAAAAACGACACUAACUGAAUUUUUUACAUUGUGUCAAAGAUUUGAUAUUUUUGGCCGAUUCGCAAAGACAUUGCUAUAUGGUGAUGUUCCUCUUUAUUUCACAUGGAACAAAUCCAGUAAAAAAUGGGAACCACGAAAACAAGGAAAACGACAUCCUUCCAUUCCAGGCAUAUUCAAAGCUAAGACAUUGGGGCGACUUUACACAGUACACCCAAAGCAACGUGAGUGCUUCUAUUUACGUUUGUUAUUGGUGAAUGUGCCUGGACCAACGUCUUUUGAAUUUCUGCGAACAGUUAAUGUUCGAGUAUUCAAUACAUACCAAGAUGCAUGUCGUGAACUGAAAUUGCUAGAAGACGAUAACCAUUGGGACUUAGCGCUUGCUGAUGCUGCGUUGACAUCAAUGCCCAAUAACAUUCGUCAGCUGUUUGCAAUUAUUUUGACGACGUGUUAUCCAUCGCAAGCACAAACUUUGUGGGAAAAAUAUAAAAAUUGCAUGACAGAAGACAUAUUGCACCGAAUUAGACAAACAGAUCAAUGCCAAAACAUAAAUUAUACGCCAGAGAUGUAUAAUGAAGCAUUGGUGUUGAUCGAGGAUUUAUGUGUUCUAAUCUCAAAUUUACCACUUAAUCAUUAUGGUAUGCCAUCACCUAAUCGCUCAGCUACUGACUUAGUCAAUACCGAUUUACAACGAGAACAACAAUAUGACCAUGGAAAUUUAGCCACGAUUAUCACGAACAGUGAGCCAUUACUAGUUGCAGGGAAGUUGCAGGGAUGGCCUUCAGGGUCAACCGUUUUUCUAACUUUUUUUUCUAUUUGUUAUUUGUAUAGUUAUUUGCAUAUUUGCUAGAGAUGUCUGUCGUUUUUCAAGGACUUUUUUUUUAUGAAUCCUCUUUUAUAAGUCAAUUUUUUAGACAUUGUAAUUAUAUUUCCGAAUAAAUGUAUGUAAAUAAAUAAAUAAACGCAUGUAUCAAAACAGAGGUUAGUCUACAGCUAGUCCAAAACACUACAGUAUAACCACUAUAAAAUAUCUUAUCGCUCACGCAGUGUUGCCAGACUUUUCAAACGAUCAGUUUCUCGUUCGUGAGUGGCUGAAAUAAGUACAUAAACAGCAAAAAAUUUUAGGCUUGUCAAUAACGACUAUCCGGUAUGUGUACCGUACACUCUAGCAUAAACUUUUGACGACGGAAGUCGCGAGGGUAAUACCUUAAGUACUGGGUACUUUACCUUAGAAUAACAGAUUGAUUUAGUGACAUAACAAACUGAUUUGUUAUUACGACUUGACUAAUGUUUGUUAAGGUAACUAAUAGAUUUGCUGCUAUAAAUAUCCUCAUUUGAGGAACAAAAUCGUUUAAAUGUGUAUGAUUGUAACUGUCUUGCUAUUGACCUUCAAAGCUUCUGGGGCUUCCUUAAGAGGAUCAGUGAUGCAAUGAUGAUAUAAUAUAAUAUAAUAAAGCUUACCCUCCUUCAAUAACUUACUCUGGUGAUCUUUUU
Messenger RNA from Cotesia glomerata, 3884 nucleotides. RefSeq lists its product as uncharacterized. Bases 2233 to 3240 code for a protein of 335 amino acids. The transcript has 4 exons. The record is from RefSeq and is a predicted model, not a curated record. Lineage: Eukaryota; Metazoa; Arthropoda; Insecta; Hymenoptera; Braconidae.